AUGGCGAACAGCUUCAGCUUCGAUAUGGAAAUCCCUGUUGGAUGGUUUUUUCGACCCACUGAUGAAGAAUUAAUUCUGGAGUAUUUGAAGAGGAAGAUUGCAACACCGGAUUUAUUCACAGUUCCUUAUAUAAAAGAUGUUGAUCUCUAUAACUUCCACCCAAGAGAACUUACUGCAGAUCAUGGCGGAUAUGAUGAUGAUGAUGAAAAGAAUGAAUAUUAUUUUUUCACGCAGAGGAAGAGAAAGAAUGAAGGAGGAAAUUCCGACAGGGCAAGUCGAAGUGUCAAAAAUGAAUCAAUGUGGAAGGCUACUAGUGGAGAACAGGAAGUGAUGGAUUACACAUCCAAUGAAAUUAUUGGUUAUAAGACGACUCUUGUCUAUUUUGAGAACAAAAAAAAGGAGUCUAAAACCAAUUGGAUAAUGCACGAGUAUCGUGCAACAACCCAAGAAACCAAGCAGCCGUAUGAGUGGGUGAUUUGUAGAAUAUUUGAGAGGGCUCAGUCUACGAAGAAGAAGAAUAAUAAAGUUGUUAAAAGUGAUCAAGUUCUUCAGUAUGGAAUACCCUUACAAGGACGACAAGAGAGCAACGAGCUGCAAGAAGAAGGUUAUCAGAGUGAAGAUUCAUCAUGGUCACACUAUGCGAACCUCUUGUCAUUGCAUGUUGAAGAAGAUUUUUCUGAAGUGGUUAACCAUCAUAAUUUCAGCAGUACUUCUAUGGAGGAAGAAGAUCAAAAUCAUGGGAAAGAGACCCAGCAGAUAAUACAAGACUUUAAUCGUGCCUUCAGUGUUUAUAUGGAUCGUGGUCUUGAUGGUUUCUUGGAACAUCAAUUUCUUUAG
Molecule: messenger RNA, 837 nt
Organism: Macadamia integrifolia
Lineage: Eukaryota; Viridiplantae; Streptophyta; Magnoliopsida; Proteales; Proteaceae
Product: NAC domain-containing protein 101-like
Exons: 3
Coding region: 1-837 (278 amino acids)
Biological process (GO): regulation of DNA-templated transcription
Molecular function (GO): DNA binding
Source: RefSeq, a predicted model, not a curated record